AUGCUUAAUGAUAUUAAAGAAAUCUUUUCUCGUUAUUGUCUUAUUGGAUUAUUUCUUUUGGGUUCGAUUGGUUUAACAUUAAAUACAUUAAUAUUUACACGUCCUAUAUUUCGUCAAAAUUCAUGUGUUCAUUAUUUUUUAGCAUCAACAAUAGCUAAUUAUUUUGUUGUCUUUUUUAUUUUACCAUCACGUAUACUUUCCGAUGGUUUUAAUAUUGAUCCAGGACAAUAUAAUUUAUUUUAUUGUAAAAUACGUUUUUAUACAUAUUUUACAGCUAAAUCUCUUUCAUCAUGGUUUAUUGUACUUGCUUGUUUGGAUCGAAAAAUGUCAAGUUCACAAUAUGUUCAUCGACGUGCAUUUGCACGUCCUAAUGUAGCACGUUGGAUGAUAUUUUUUACAACAUUAAUCGGUCUUAUUUUUUAUAGUCAUGUUCUUAUUUUUUAUGAAAUUGAUCAAAGACAACAAUGUGAUGCUCGUUCAGGUUUUUAUCGUUUAUUUAAUGAUAGUGUUUAUUUGAUUGGUUAUAGUCUUGCACCACCUUUAUUAAUGUUACUUUUUGGUAUAUGGACCAUAGUUAAUACAAGACGUCUCCGUCGUAUCGUACCACGAUUUGGUCGACGUAUGGCAACCUUAAAUAAUCAAGAUCAUACACUUAUGUUAAUGCUUCUUUUACAAGUUAGUCUUGUAUCAAUUACAGCUGUACCACAUGCUGUACAAAAAUUAUAUUCAACAUUAACACUUAAUGUUCCAAAAGAUGAUUUAACUAAAGCAGCUGACAAUGUUUUUAUUGUAGUUGUUCGAACAAUAUCAUUUUUUAAUCAUUCAUGUACAUUUUAUUUAUUAACAUUAAGUGGAAAAAUGUUUCGUCAAGAAUUAUAUAAAAUAAUGAAAAAAUUUAUUUGUAGAUCAAGACAUGAAGGAAUACAUGCAAAUCUUCAAUUAAGAACAUUAACACAAACAAUUAAAUUGAAUAGAACUGAUCCUCAUUCAGAAAUACAACAACAAUAA
Rotaria sordida is the source of this 1008-nucleotide messenger RNA. The record is from the annotation of a GenBank genome assembly. NCBI's taxonomy places the organism in Eukaryota, Metazoa, Rotifera, Eurotatoria, Philodinida, Philodinidae.